GCCAAUUGUUGCUUGUUGCACGGCGCCAAAUCGUCGUCGUGUCGCAACAAUCAACGGGUUAUUGUAACUUUUGAUACAAAUACAUUUUUCGGUUUAGCACUGUGUCAGAGUUGAGUUAUUUAUUUUUGAACAGAGAUUUCGAAGUGUCAACGAAAUCUGUGACGACGCUGUAGCUAAUCGUACAAAUGCUGAACGGUCUCUCGCGCCGCAAUGUUUUGAUCUCGAGGUUAUUUCUCGUUUGUGAAUUGCUAUGGACCGUCAACCCAUUCCAGACUUUGCGUUGUAUUUUAUUUUGUAACGUUAUUUUUCUAUUCGGUGCUGUUCUUGAAUCAAUGCUGCUUACUCUUGUGAUUUUUUAAAUUUAUUUCGAGACUUCUUGGAUCUAAAUACAAAACCAUAUAAGUCAAUAAUAAUGCCUCAAAUGUGGUCUGAGGAGUCUUUGUACAAGGCGAUAGAGCAUAUGGUUAAUGGUGGAUAUCUCAACGUUGUUGAAAAAUGGUUCAAAGUCCCACGAAGUACAGUUCAAAGAAGGGGCAAUUUGGUUCAUUUGGGUGUACCAAUAGAAAUUGCUUGUAGGAAAGGUUUGAAACGAAAUGAUUUUGCACACUUUCUAAAAAAAGGUAGUAAAAAUAAGCCGGAUAAAAACAUUGAAAAGUCAAAUAAUGAAAGUGGUGUGAUAGAAGCUAUAUCAGACUCAUCUGGGAAAUCUUGUUCAGUACCUCAUUGCUCCAGUGAUUCAACGCAGGACACAACUUUAUCUUUUUUUAGACUUCCCAACAAUAACACUAAGGCGACCAACUGGGCCAAACAGUGCGGCAAACCAGAGUGGGCAGAUCCAGCAAAAAUCGAGUUUGCAAAAAAGUACACAUUAAUUUGUGCACUUCACUUUGCCGACAAUAUGUUCUUAGACAAAGAAUAUAAACUGCUUAAAGAGGACUCGGUUCCGUCGCUCAUAAUAAGAAAAGAUCCCGUUCAGACGUUGAACGCCAGUACGCCAGUCGUUCCAUCUAACCAAAAUGAUUUCCAUAUGCUAGACUACGAUCCCCUGGGAGUUGAUCUGGAGGAUCCUUUGGGUGUUGAAAAUGUGCAGUCCUUGGCAGUAGACAAAACGGAAGAAAGUCUAGGAACGACAUGUCAAGAUGUGAUUGAUGAAGUUGUCGAAACCAAAUUAUUUGACAGUAAAUACAUUGACAAUCAGUUGAAGAUUGAAAAACAAAAUUUAAUGUCAAAUAAUGUGAGUAGUAAUGCCAGUAAGACUGCAGAGAAAACGAAAGUGGAACCAUCGGCUAAAUACAAGAUUGAUAAAACCCGACCUCUGAACAAAAACAAGGUGAAUAAUAAAAUUUUGAGACUUGCAGCAUCUUCAAUUCUGAUAAAGAAAAGACGAAACAAAGUGCCUUCUCAAAUGCAAGGUGAAUUGAAGAAAAAUAGAAAAAUGCCAGUUCAGUGUAUUGCAAUGCCAAAUUGCUCAAAAUUUUGUAAAGAAGGUCAAGUUAUAUGUGUGUCAUGUGCAGGAUUAGGGUUUGUAGCAUGUGCUGUUAGAUCUUGCUCACAGUUGUACAAUACUAAAAAUGACAAGAAGGAUUCUUAUGUUUAUUUCCCAACGGUACAAGAAAUAAAGUCUAAAUGGAAGAAAAUACUGGGGAAACCAGAAAACUGGGACUCCGAUAGAUUUGUCGUUUGUUUGUCACAUUUUAGAAAACCAAAUGACUUUGUAUCCGGAACUGCCGGGUCAACUUUAAAAUUAGACGCCUGUCCUAGUGUAGCAUCUGUUCGUUUGAAAAAACUAGCUCCUAUCCAAAAACUACAAAAACCAUUUAAGAUUCACACUGAAAAACCAGCUGAAAAUACUCCAACGUCUAGUGGAAUUAGUGACAGGCGAACCAUUAAAAAGCAGAAGAGAAAGUUGUAUUAUUUAAAAGAACGUUUAAUUAUUAAAAACCUGAGAUUAAAAAAUGAACAAAUUCAACUUCAAAAUGAACGGUUAAAGUUACAGAACAGAAUUUUAGAAAAACAACUUGCAGGUGAUUGAAAGCGUUAAUAAUACACAAAGACAUUUUUAACCAUAAAAACAAAAUUGUAUUAUUAUUCCAUCAUUAAGAUAAGUCGUACUGCUUGUUUUUUCGUUUUUAGGAUCCAUUGUCAAUUUUUAGUAUGAACAUGGUGCAUGUAUUUCUACCAUGUGAGAUAAUACAACAAAGUUAAAUAAAUUAAGGUAUUAGAAAAAAUGUUUUUAAAUCAUGAGAUUUCCUGUUGAGGAUGAUGAAAACGUAAUUUGAUCCUUACCUUAUCUUUGUCCUCUAUCCUCGCUGCAGACCCUUUGAAGUUUAAAUUACGAUCACAGCAUGGAACAGAGUAAGAUUACCGGUAAGGCUCAAAUUAUAAAUCUUUUAAAUUUUUCAAAAAUUGACAUUGGAAUUUCUGUAAUUAUAUAUAUAUUUUUUAAAUUUCAUUUAUUUAUAUUACUUACAACAAACAAAUACAUUUAUAAUUUUUUUAAAAUAAAAUUACAACUUAACUUAUUUGUUCAUCCAUUUUAAGUUGUCUUUCUUGUUAAUCUGAUGUAAUUGAAUAAUUUAUUUAAGGUCAAUCUGAGUUAAAAUUAGUACAGUUCUAUGUGCUUUUUGCUGUUGAAGACAAAUUGUAUUUUUGUAAUGUUAAUGUAAAAAUUUAGAAAGUUUGUGCUGUUUUGCCAAGAGCAGUCACAUGAGAAAAUCGGUUCCUCUAAUAAAAAAUGUUUU
This is a messenger RNA of Cimex lectularius (bed bug), 2741 nucleotides long. RefSeq lists its product as uncharacterized. The coding region runs from base 413 to 2032 and encodes 539 amino acids. The transcript is spliced from 12 exons. Gene Ontology annotation, molecular function: sequence-specific DNA binding. The record is from RefSeq and is a predicted model, not a curated record. NCBI's taxonomy places the organism in Eukaryota, Metazoa, Arthropoda, Insecta, Hemiptera, Cimicidae.